UUCGCCUUGGAUAUUUGUCUGUUGACCUUUCUUUCGCUAUAAAAAUGUCGUUCCAUCCUCAUCCUGUCUCGUCUUCUCAGAUUAGCUCUUUCUUUGGGAUCUGAUUGUGAUUUCGAUGAUCCGAAUGAUUGAUUGUACCCACUGAUCAGCUCAAACAUCUCUGCAAUUCUUACGAGUAGAUUUGGCCAUUUUCUUUUACCGGGUAGCUCUUCGGUUAUAAGGGUUUCGAAGAGCCUAAAUAGAAAGAUAUAAUGCGGCUGAGCUCCGAUCUACUCCUCCUCUCUUUGAUCCCUUUGUUCCAUCUCCACCUUGGUCUGGUUCUAAAAGCUAAUUGAAGAAGAGAGCUUGUGAUCUCUCCUUGUUAGGCAGUGAUCGUUCCUUAGUUACUGUUAUUGCUAUAAUUGGAUAUGAGCUUGGAUCACAAAGAUGCAGAGUCGCACCUUACGAGCACUUCUGCUUCUAGUUCCAAUAAAUGUUGUAAUAAUGGCUCGAGUCAUUUCUCUGGUACUGGAUCUGACGAUGCUCAAGAGUCUGAUGGGGAUGAUAGUGGUGGUUAUAUACACCAAUAUGUGAAUGAAGACUCCAAAUACAUCAUCAAACCGAUUCUCAAGUCUUCGGUUGAUGAUGGUGAAGGUGAAGACAAGAAGAACCUUGCCACCGCUGAGAGUAUGACCGCUGUUACCGUCAUCCCAGCCAUAAAAGGCAGCCGAGAGAAGUAUGGCAAGCCCCUGGAGAAGCUGAGUGUGUCAUGGGCUGAAGAUGUGUAUGAUCCUCCACCCUCCCUUGUAUCUCACACGAGGAGCAAGAAACAGCAACCGCAGAAAUCAAAGAGCAGAGAUAGCUUGAAGAAGAAUGGAAAGAAGGGGCAAAAGGGGAGCAGCAAUUCUUCAUCUUCAUCAUCCCGUGGCAGCAAAGACAAGAAAUCUUCUUCUUCUCGCAGCAAACACAGUCGUGAUAAUAAGUUCGGAUGGGCCACACAAACGUCUAUUGUAGCCGCAUCUUCUUGAAUUGUCUGUGGCAUGAAUGACGCACGUGCGUCUUCCUUACUGCUUUGUCUCCUCUCUCUCUCUCUUGUUUAUAUAUAAAUAAAAAGCUAUGGUCUGAAAACUUCUUGAAUUGUUUCUCUUGUUACAAGAGUUACCACUAGUUUUGUGAACCUUGUGAUGUUGUCGGAUUUCAAGUUUAAAAAUUAUCGUAAUCAUUUUGAUAA
Messenger RNA from Brassica rapa (field mustard), 1210 nucleotides. RefSeq names its product nuclear exosome regulator NRDE2. NCBI's taxonomy places the organism in Eukaryota, Viridiplantae, Streptophyta, Magnoliopsida, Brassicales, Brassicaceae. The record is from RefSeq and is a predicted model, not a curated record.